Molecule: messenger RNA, 3688 nt
Organism: Sebastes umbrosus (honeycomb rockfish)
Lineage: Eukaryota; Metazoa; Chordata; Actinopteri; Perciformes; Sebastidae
Gene: tango6
Product: transport and golgi organization 6 homolog (Drosophila)
Exons: 18
Coding region: 217-3492 (1091 amino acids)
Biological process (GO): protein secretion
Source: RefSeq, a predicted model, not a curated record
CAACUUUGCUCAGUUUGUGUGACCAGUGUAGCAUGAAAGCUCUACGUCAUAUCUACGGGACGAUGCGUGGUGACGUAUAAUUUCAGCGCCUUUUCAGAUGCAGCAUGUUUUUAGCCGAAUAGUACAUCCAUGAUUCAAUCCAUGGCAUGAUUAAAACAAGUGCUGUAAUCGUAUCAAGACUUGACUGUGAAGUUCAGUUGUCUAUGUGAUGGCGAGAUGACUUCAGCUAUCCUCUCAGCGAUUCACACUUUAACCAAACCUCUUGGCGAGUCAUCUGUGCAUGAUGCUCGGUCCUCCCAUCAGGAGGCUCUCCUGGCAGCGCUGCGGGCCAACAGGGCCCUUCUCCUGGAGCAGCUUCAGAGUGAGAGCAGCUUUGAGGAGGUGAGGAGGCUGAGGGAGGAGGUGAUGACGGCGGCAGACUGGUUCUCCCGUGAUACAGAAGACGCCACGUGGGCCUUUGUCCAGGAGUGUCUCCUACUGCUCCUCACCUUAGCACGACACCUUUCUGUUGAACUGGAACUUUUCAAGCAGACCCCCGCUCCAUCUGCAGCUAAACAAUGCACCCCCGAGAUGGCUCCACCUUUACCUCCUGAUGUCCUCAGUGUCACCCAGCAGAAGACGCUUGGAGCAGCUCUUCAGUUUGUGGUUUCUCUGGGGCUCUGCCCAUACUCAGCCCCUGGAGUGGGUGUGUCACUGGGUCGCAGGUCAGCGUUUGGAGCCAUGGUGGAAAAACUUGUACGCGGCGGGACGGUGCCAGCAGCGGAACGCCGCCUUCUUACCACCACGAAGGUCCUAUUGCAGUUGGCAGAACUGUCAUCACUCGCCACAUUGGUGUUCACACGGCAUCUGGGGGACGUGAUGGCAGCACUGUGCCAGCUUGGCUACCAGCCACACCGGGCAGAGAGAAGUGGCACAGAGGAGGAGAAGGGGCUCAGUGCUGAAGAAUGUCGAACUUGCAAGAAGGCCCUCAGAGGUCUUCUAGGGAAAGUCUACCAGCCAAUCGUUAUCAAGGAGCUGCUGAUCCUCCAAGGUGGACCCAAGCAGUCUGCUGCAGUGGGGAGCUCCCGUGGUUCCAGCGGCAGAGCAGCUCUGGGAUCAGCUCCCACCUGGCUGAGGCGUCUGUGUGGUCAGCUGCUGUCUGAGCGCCUGAUGCAGCCUAACGGUGUCCAGGCGGUAGUCAGAGCCAUCUUGGAGGGAGGAGCAGGGGGCGAGUCAGACUGGAGGAAAUGUGACGGCGUGGCCAGGAUCCUGGUGACCUGCCCUCAACAGUCUGCCUCAGCAGACGCCUACUACAGACAAGUCUGUCCUCAGAUCCUUGACCUCCUGCACUUCAAGGACAAGCUGGCAGCCCAACAGUUCCAGGUUGUGGCCACCAGGGCGGUGCUCUUCAUCGUGCAGGAGAAGCCCAGCUUUGCUCAGCAGUACUUGCUCACUCCUCUGCUCACACCUCUCCACCGCUGCACCACUGCUUCCAACGAGGGUCAUUCCCAAGCUGCUGUGGAGGAGUGGGAGCUGACGCGUUGUGUGAAUGAUGUGUACAAGAUCUGGGUGGUUGGAAACAGUCCGUCAGCGUCUCUUCUAAAAGCUCUGGAACAAGUUCUUCCUGUUAUCUUCACACUCUUCUGUUUCACCAAGCAGAACGUCUGCCACCUACGCGCUCCCUGUCAGGAGAUUUUGCUGUGGUACCUGAGGAACACUGAGACGUUUGCAGCGCUGUCAGCACUGAGGCAGCUUUCAGGUCUGCAGGGACGGAGAGAGGAGGUGGUUGCAGACUUCCACUUCACCCCGGGCAGUGAUGGAGGAGCCAGACUCAGCUCCAGAGAGAGCUGCAGUGAAGAGGAAGAUGCUCUGUAUGAGAAGCUGUCAGGAGAGCAGUGGAGGUUGGAGUGUCUGAUGCAGCUACUUGCUGAACUCAAAGAAUCUGACCUGCCUGGAGACUUCUUCCUGGACCUGCUGCAGGAGCUGGCCAGCUGGGCAGCGGCAGCAGAUGAAGAAGAGGAAGAUGAACAGGAGUUGGACGUAUCAGCCAUGACCCUCCUGGAGGUGGAGCAGCAGCUGCUGGCUCCAGCUGCGAGGCGAGGCCAGAGACUCGCUGUGCUUCAGGUGUUGGCUGUGAUGGUUGAGUGUCUGCAAUAUACCGUGCUGCUGAGAAAAACCUCACAGGUGGUGGACUUCAUGGUGUCCCUGCUUCAGAGGGCCUGUGUGGGUCUGGAUCAGGCCACUGGUCCAAAUCGUGGUAACCCAGUAGAGAGCCAGACGCUGAGCAUGGGGAUCGGCCUGGUGGCCACUCUGCUGUCUGGACCCCAGCUUAGUGCAGAGGAUUACUCUUCUAUGUGGAGACUGCUCCCACCAUUGGAGACACUGUCUCAGAAGCACUCUGACGUGGUCAUCCAGGAGCUGGCAUCCAACCUCAGAGCUGUCAUCGCCACUCACGGUGCCUACCGGCCGGAAAACGCCACUGCCGUUGCUCAGCCCUCCAGAAACCCUGAAACGACAGCGACGAACAACAUACCUUUUAGGAAAAAACAAAGUGAAACAAUCGACUCACAGACUAGUUCUCAUUCAUCUCCCCCGGACAGCAGUUCACAUGGCAACACCCACAUCAGACACCCAGCAUCCUCCGGAAGGUCUACAGCAGGAAUAAGUCCAGAAGGUGGAGGUAGGACCUCUGGCACCAGUAACCUUUGCCCUCCUACCAAGCCCUUUUCUGAUUGGCUGCUAGAGGCAUGUGACCCGGACGUGCCAACCAGAGCGUUCGCCCUGAGGGUCCUGACCCAGAUGGUGCAAAAGGAAAACCCAGAGGCUGUCCAGGCCCAGGAAAAAGUCCUCAUGCUCUUCUUAGAAAACCUGGAGCAUGAAGACUCAUUCGUCUACCUGUCAGCCAUUCAAGGUCUGGCUGCAUUGGCUGAUUCAUACCCCGAGAGGAUUCUGGAAAGGCUCCUAAAAGACUUCCAACAUGGUUCCUCCCUCCCUACAUCCAACAAGGAGCACUCCCUGGAAACCCGCCUCAAAGUGGGAGAGGUCCUGAUGAGGGCGAGCAGGGCUAUGGGGGAACUGGCGCCCCACCUCGGCCGUCCUCUGGUUAGCGUUUUCCUGCAAGGAACCAGGGAUACGGACCAAAGCGUCCGGGCCAGCAGUCUGUCCAACCUGGGGGAGCUCUGUCAGAGGCUGUACUAUGCCCUAGGAACGCUGGCUCAAGAGCUCAGCUCCUGUCUGACUGCUCUGAUAAAGACAGAGAAGGAGGCAGAGGUGAGGAGAGCCGCUGUCCAUGUUAUCACCCUGCUGCUCCGAGGCCUCAGUGACAAAACCACCCAGGUUCUCAGUGAUGUUUUGUUGGACCUGUACCGAGCUCUAAAGUGGGUUGUUCGCUCAGACCCGGAUGGCGUUGCGGUGCUCCAUGCCCAGCUGGCUCUGGAGGAACUGGACGACGUCAUGAGGAGGUUCAUCUUCCCUGAGCAGAAGCUGGAGAAGAAGAUUGUUGUCCUGCCAUAGAGCUCAAAUGUUCGGACUAUAUUUUGAUAUGCUCUGAUUGUAGGCAGCACUAGUUCUGCCUCCAUGUGAUGUGGAUUUAUGGUGAGGACGUUUUAGAACUAGAGGCCAAUAGUCUGUAUCUCUCCUUAAAGAAAGGUACAGUGAGCCUCUACCAUCAUGUUCUACUGUACUACCAAAAUAAAGGUUUAAAAACAUA